AGUGAUCCGACGAUGAAUUCACCCUCUGUGAAUUCCAAAUUGUCCACCUCAGCGAGAAUAUCUUCGUCGUCGCAACGCCAAAAGCAGGACAAUGACUCUGACGCGGGAGAGGACCUGGUGCCAGAACCCCCGAAGCAGAAGCACCGGCUGCUGAAGUUCUUGCCGAAGUUUUACGGGAAAGACCAACGGAAGAAGCUGACUACCAGGAUUGAGUACUCGAUCCAAAAGUCGCGACCGAACACGACCAAGUCCGCGGGAACGAACAACAGCAAUAACAGCACAGCCGGCCGGGGGGUGCUGCAACGGCAGGCGACGAGGGAAAAUUACGAAUACUACCACGGGAGUCUGAUGCUGGAGUCGGACUUGAAGGAGAUCGCUAGCUUGGAGAACGAAACGCGUCAUUGCACAACGACUACGAAAGUUGAUGUAACCGGUGGCACCACAGCAAGCACAAGAACGAAGACCACAAAGAACAGUAGCAAGAAUAUGAACAACCCAGCUCCUUUACUCUCUUUUCACCCCUUAGACCGGACGAGAAGCUCGGGGAACUCCUCGACGGCAUUCUACAAAGAGCAGGUGCACUUUCCGUUUCCCGGAAAUAACUCCGUGGCGUCGCAGUCGAGACGGUGGAAUUCGCAGAUUUCCUCGAACUCGGGUUUAGUGAAUAAAGAGGAUAUGGAUCGAGACAUAGAUCCCAGUGAAGUAGAUGGCGACCAUGUUGAUAAAGAAGUUGUAGAUGACGCCGAAGAAAAAACAACGACACGAGCAAAGGAAGAUGAAAAGGAGUCCAACUCCGCUCCCAUGACGCCCUCAAGCGCAUUAUUGCUGUCCACCAAAAUGGACAAGAAAUCGAUAAACUACAAUGACGAGGAGAAUAAAACUAGAUUGCUAGGGACGACACAACCCACGACCGGGCGAGAUGUUGACGGUGAAAAUGACGACCAGAGCAGCAUAACCAACAACAGCACCGUUAAUUUUUCUGGUACUACGGCCACUGCUCCUGGUGUAGAAGGUGAAAAUGCGUCUGCUACUUCAGCGGGGGGCGGGGCCCCAGCGAUGCGCAUAAGUACAGCCAGACGCGAAGAUUUACCACUGCGGCGAACUGCGAGUAGUUUGGUAAAACUCCAUUUACGGGGCGACUACGACACCGUUUUUGGCGACGCGAAAACUUUGACGAGGUUGAUGAAUCAGAACUGUUUCACGUGGCACGUGCAGGACAAUAACAGUGCGGCCUUGAAUGGAACCAAAACAAGCGCUAUCCCUCUGAUGAACCACGACGGCAGCGGAUAUCACAUGUUGAAUCCAUCCGCCUCCAACACCCGAAGUUACAGUACGCGGGGGUCUUUGGAGUCGAUUGACUGGAACAACCACGACGGUGGUCAACUGCGUGUCACUUUGCGUGUCAACUGCGUGUCACUUUUUGGACUCAACUGCGUGUCAACUGCGUGUCACUUUUUGGACGUUUUGCUUGUCUGAGCGUGUUCAUUUUUUUGCGCCUUUUCUUCCCGA
Amoebophrya sp. A120 is the source of this 1509-nucleotide messenger RNA. The record is from the annotation of a GenBank genome assembly. NCBI's taxonomy places the organism in Eukaryota, Dinophyceae, Syndiniales, Amoebophryaceae.